This is a messenger RNA of Nyctereutes procyonoides (raccoon dog), 2393 nucleotides long. RefSeq names its product membrane-spanning 4-domains subfamily A member 3-like. The transcript has 7 exons. Gene Ontology annotation, cellular component: plasma membrane. Gene Ontology annotation, biological process: cell surface receptor signaling pathway. Lineage: Eukaryota; Metazoa; Chordata; Mammalia; Carnivora; Canidae. The coding region runs from base 17 to 679 and encodes 220 amino acids. The record is from RefSeq and is a predicted model, not a curated record.
ACAGAUCUAUUACAGAAUGAGAAAAACUUUGAAUUCUGAUGGGAUGACUGUGGACAUUUCUUCAAACCAAAACCAGAGUACCCCAUUGGGAAAGACAGAAACAUCUGGUACCCUGAGACAUCCCUUAGACAAGCUGCAGAAAUUCCUGAAGGGAAACCUAAAAGCACUGGGGGUGGCUCAGAUUAUGAUUGGUGUGAAAUGCAUCUUUUAUGGGAUAACUGGAUUUCUUCUUCUUGAUUCUGAAAUGUACAGAAUCAUUUUCUUCUCGAUUUACACAGGCUUCCCUAUAUGGGGGGCAUUGUCUUUUAUCAUCUCUGGAUCUCUGACUGUUGUGUCUGCCAAGAAGCAAACAAAAUCGCUGCUGAGAGGGAAUCUAGGUGCCAACACUCUCAGCACCUUCAUCUCGAUUGUUGGGAUCUGUAUUUUGUUGUACAAUUUAACAAAAAAUAUCCACCAUGAUUGCAAGAAGGAAACUCUCUGUUUGGGCAUCAAAUCAAUUGCAACUGGACUUGUGAUUGUCCUAAUGAUCCUAACUUGUCUGCAAAUUUUAAUUUCACUUCCUCUCUCCAUGCUCAGUUAUAAUGUGGAUGACGAGAAUAUUCACUGGAUCCGUGAAGGAGGUUCCAGCUCCUACUGUCACAUCCACAUCUCAACCAGCAGAAAGGAAAAAGGGGAAUGAAAAUACAUACCCUUCUUUAUUUGUGUAUUGCUUUGCUGGAAAUCACCUUCUGAAGGUCUUUAUCAAGACUUGUUGCCUCAAACUAUAAUCUAUCGAGAACUUGAACGCAAAGAAGAUACACCUUCAUGUUAUCCCACAGAUACUAACAAACAAAUAUGAGGCUGCACCUCUGUAUUUUGGAUCCACAGUGAUAGCAAGAAGCUCAUACUGUGGCCACUGAGGCAGGAAUACACACCUGUGAAGAUACAUAAACAUAGAGUUCAGGGUCACAAAGAGAGCAACUAGGAUUUAUAACAUUGAGAUUUUGGUUGUUGCCACUUUUUUUUGUUAUGGUUGGAUGUCAUCACAGACUAGGUUUAUGCUCUGUUACAAAACUUAACCUAGAAAUAUUGGUGGCCUAACACAUCAGAAGUUCAUUUGCUAUCUACUUUACAUGUUCUUUAUAGGUUGGUUAUUCACCUUAGAUGCACACUGAUAUGAGUUCUACCAAAUAGAAUAAUAUCUGAAAAAGUUUUUUUUUUAUUUUGCCAAGAUAGGGAAAGAAAAUGUUAGAAGUUGGACCUUUAGCAAUUAGUUGUUCUAGAAAAAGCAAGUGUCACUUUUUGCCACAGUCCUUUAAAUAGUCAUCUUCCCAGCACUGUGUGGGAGACAGGAAAUGUAGGCCGACAUCAAGUUCAGAAGCUUAGUUUUUUAUGAAAACCAGUGAAGUAAACAUAGAGUUUCCUGAAGUAAUUGUGAAAAUUGUUUACAUGAAGUCUGGUCCAUCAUUUUUACACUCUGUGACUUCGGAUGUGCAUCUUCCCUGACUAAAGAUCAGUUUGCUUAUCUCUCAAAUGGUCUAGCUUGUGCUGACCCAUUUCAGAUUGGGAUAUCUAUCAAGGAAAAUAGUAAAUAUAGGUUAAAAAAAACCCACCCCAAACUUUUAACUAUAUGAGAUACUACAGAUUAUUAUAAUAUUUUAUUAAUAUCAUGUUAGGUUAAUUAGUUAUACUGCAUCAUUCUAAGUACAUUAAGGUUUUCUGAUGAUAUUUUAUGUAAAUAGUCAUAUAUAAAAACUUUUGUUGUUUAAUUGACCCACUGACAAUUAAUCAAAGCAUUACCCCAUUCCUCUUGAAUAAUACAACCAAAACUUUUCAAAGUCUAAUAAAAUUAAUACUAUGUCCCAUGAGAUCAAACAAUUCCAUUCCUGUUCUAUGUACUACAAUAGCCACUAGACAUGUAUAGAAAGUUAAAUUUAAAUUAUUUAAAUCUUUUAAAAUUUAAAGUCUAUUUUGUUAGUCUCAGUAACCAUAUUUCAAGUGUUCAAUGGCCACUUGUGGCUGGUCCAAAACAUUUGAAGAAAAAGAUGGAGAAAACUAAGAGGAUAAAUAGACAAAUACACCAUUAUAUUUGGAGACCUCAACACCUCUUUUACAGCGACUGGUGUAUCAACCAGGCAGAGAAGUAGUAAAGGUAUAGAUGGUAUAGAUGGCCUGAGCAGCAGUUCAAUCAGGUUGAUCUAAUUGACAUUUACAGACUUCUUCAUCCAACAACAGUACAUUUUUCUCAAAUAUUCAUGGAAUAUUUACCAGUAUUGGUUACUUCAUGUGUUGAAACAUAACUCAACAAAUUUAAAGGAAUAGAAAUCAUACAAAAUAUGUUCUCAGAUAAGAGAAUUGUGAUAAGUGGAAAAUUCAAUGUAUUUGGAAAUUAUUAAACAACAUACUUCUGAAUA